GGUGUUGCAUGCUAGAUUGCUACAAGCAGGUUAGCUCACAGUCACAGAAUUUUCCUUACAGACAUUUUCUAAACUAUUCUGGAAAAAGCAAUGAGUAACUAUGCUUAAAAGGGAAAUACUUUUAUUCCCUUCUUGGUGUUCAAAUUUAGUUUAUCAAUCAAAGUUGUAUAAACAACUAUCUAACCUUAAAGACUGGUCAAACUGAAGACAACAAAAUCGACCUACCAAUGUCUCUAAAGCACACAAAUUCACACAUCAUAUCUUGUUAGUUCAGCAAAAUGCAAAAAUGACGGUGCACAACCAGGAACUUGCCAUUUAUAACAAGUGUCGGACUGGUCUUCUUCCAGGCUUUGAAGGUUGCUAAGCAACAAGGGAGACUCCAGGGAGUUAUGCAUUUCACAAAAUGUCUAAACAUUGCUUUAAGUUAUCAAAAGAAGUACUGUUAAAUUGCCAACAGAAAUACCCACCCAAUGAUAGCUGCCAUCGUCUGGUUGCAUGACAACAUGUGGGCCACCAGCGUCCUAGCGAACGUUAUUUCAGAAGUCCUCUCUUUCCACCUCCUACUGUUGUUGACCUGAGAUGUUUUUGCGCAAAAUCCUACUUAUUUUAACCGUGAUCUAUUUUAUCGUCAUAGUUCAAGUCACCCUCCAAGGAAAUGUGUUCUGCCUGUUUGACACCCGUCUACCCCAUGGAAAAAAUGGUGGCAAAUAAACUUAUCCUGCACAGGAACUGUUUCUGCUGUAAACACUGUGAGAAGAAGCUCAGCCUACACAACUACUCCUCUCUUUAUGGAGAGUUCUACUGCAUGUCUCACUACCAGCAGCUUUUUAAAAGAAAAGGAAAUUAUGAUGAAGGAUUUGGACACAAGCAGCAUAAAGACCAGUGGCUUCGGAAAGAUAAAGGCACAGAUGAGCCAGAUGCCGUGCCUUCUCCCAAAAUUGUAAAAAGCAACUUGAACACGUCCGACGGCUCCAGAGGGUUCUCUGACGGUGCGUUUGUUCCAAAGUCGCCUGCAAAAGAGCCAACGUAUAAAAGUGGUGCCGACGUUAAGGGCAAACUAAAAAUAAACUGGCCGCCAGAGAGAAAGAGUACAGGGGUUGAUCCAGAGCAACGCACGUAUGUGAAAAAUAAGAUAUCUGACAUUGGCAAAGCGUCUACUCAUAGGAUGAGCUUUUCAGACAACAACCAGUUAAAGAUCAGACGUGGUGGAGAAAUGAAAGAUGAAGUGAAAACACUGUCAAGCUCCUUUGUUUCAGGGGUCAAGGAAGGAUUUAAGACAAGUAAUAACUCAACUGAAAAGCUGACCUCAGAGGAAACCAAUCAAAGCGGUGAGCCAACCAAAGCAGGACAUUUCAGAGGCAACAUCUCUCCGACAGCGCGUGACUUUUCUUCGCUCUCCCGAGAAAAGAGCGUUACUUUCACAAACCUAAAAACAGAGCAGAAAAACGUGGCACCCGGCUCAAAAUCAAACUACAGUCCAGCAUCUAACAGGCUGGGCGCUUAUCCAAACAAAGCUAGGAAGUCCGUGCGGUUUGCUUCAAAUGUUGAUGUUACUCAGUAUGACCUGUCCUCUCAUCUGCCCCCAGGAGCCAGAGAUGAACAGCGCUGUGUGCAGCUUUCAGAUCAAACCGAAAAAAACAAAAUAAAUAGAUCCGAGGAUUCAAAAGAUGACAGGGACAAAAAUAACUCUGAUCAUUCGUCAUUUGAGCUCAGCACAGAACAGAGUACAAGUGAGGCGUACCUUGAAAUCACUGACUAUGAAUGCCACGGAGAUAAGAGUAAUAUGUCGAAACAGGAGUCUGAUGUUAAAGUUGAGAGCAGUCAAGACAUCUCACAGACUGAUAUAACAGUUUCAAAUGGAGGUGUAGACAAGGUCGAGGAGUCACUUGACAGUCAGAGCUCGACAGAAACUGAAAGAGUUGCGAAACAGGAGCUACCUGAGAUACCCCAAGUCAUCCCAAAAGACUCUGUCAACCCGUGUGAAUCAGAAAAUCCAAGUACUACUGCACAUAGUCCUGCAGAACAUAUGAGCGGAGAGGUGGCCAGCCUCGAAAGUAACAAAAAUCGUGAACAGACUGAAUCAUCCAGUGACCAAGAAGGUGGUGGGAGUCAGAGAAAGCCUGUGGCAAGAGCAAAUUCUCUGAAGGGUUCUGCAAAACAGGCGGAAAAGACAAAGGCCAAACUCGGGUCCUGGUCCAAAGGGAAGAGUCCUUUGUCUAAGCUCUUCACAUCAGGUGUAAGCGACAAAACAAACAAAACCGACCCAAAAGAUGCCAAGAAAACAGAUGUCAAACCCGGUGGUGGACUCUUAGGAAGACUCUUUCAGUCAUCCUCGGAGAAGGUAGAGGACACAACAAAAGCGGCUAAGCAAGAUGAAAGAAAUGAGAAAGCACACGCUGAUGACAGAAAGACAGAGGAGGUAAAGGAGGCCGUUAUGAAAGAGUUGCAAGAAGAAGGUGGCACGUCUCAAGCUCCACUUCAGGAACAAGAGGCUGGGGAGCAUACAAAGGAUGAGUCACAUUCUGCGGAGCCCAACACGCCGGACGGUAACACAAGUGAGUCUGUGAGCACAUCCUCAGAGCCAUCCCACCUGAUCACUACUUCAAGCGAAACACGAGACGACGUUAGAGCUCUAGAACAAACCGAGGCGAGUCCGACAGAUGAUCAGGAAUCACAUUUGCAAAGCGGUGAGGCUACAGGCCCGUCUGUGAUCGAUCCUCCCAAUACUGUGCAGUCAGUGAACGCAGCAUCUGAGGAGUCAAGUGGAGGUGAAGCUCUGAGUGCUCCAGUUAAUGAUGAUAUUUUUGGGGACAGUGUCAGUUCAGCCUCUGUUGAGACUUUGGCCGUUCAGAUAAUUGCUGAUGAAUCCGUUCAGAAGCCGAGCGAGUUGCUUGAUGCAUCAGACGUAGAAGAAAGAGGCAGCGGAGGACUUCUUGAUCUCAAUCAAGAACCUCCUCAAGAUGCCUCUAAUCUUUUUGCUCAGUCUGACUCUGCAGAGAUUUUCGCAAACACCCCUGUUGAUAUAUUUUCAUCUUCUUUAAGUAGCGCAGCUUUGUCACCUGCUCCUAUUGAUACUUUCAGCCUGCUGGACUCAAUGCCGUCUGAGAAUGAAGUAGUGCUCGGCAUGACUGAUCAGCUUAUUGUCUCCGAGACAGCAUCCGUAAACCAAACUGAGGAUCAAACCUCGGGCACUGACUUCGACAUAUUCGGUUCAAAUGACGCUCUGUUCACUCAGUCACCUGCUGUAAAUGCGUCUGAUCAAUCAACAAACCAACCGUCUGCCUUUCCCGACUUCUUUGGACUUAGUGACAUCUCAAAUGGUACAGAUGUGUUGCUUUCACCCACCUCAGGCACUUCUAACUCACUGGAUGAUCUGUUCGGUUCAGAUACCUCCUCUGCUGCUGCUGCUCCUUCAGCUCAGACAGAUCUUUUUGCCAACGAUAUCUUUGCAUCAGAGCCACAGUUGCUGUCAGUGUCUGAGCCAAGUGUUGUGGAUUUUUUCGCAGACAGCACAGAGCAACCAGCAGAAAAUACUGUCACAAGUAGCAGCUGGAUGGAUGAUUUACUCGGGUGAUUGCAGGAACGUGUUAACACGGUAAUAAUACACAGUUGGAAUGUACAAAAAUCAUCAUCAUAGAUUUGCGGUAUCCUAUGCAGGAUUUUCAUUAAAAAAAAUAUGUGAUGGUGUCUUCCUCAAUAUUUUUGCCUGGUUUGUGAUGUUUCAGGGUGAUUGUGGAGAAGGAUAAUUGAUGGUUGAGACCCAUUACCAGGUAGUUACAAUAAAUGCCGACAUUUUGACCUGCUAAUGAGACUCAACAAUGUGUGUUUAGAAACAGAACUGACAAAUCCUACAUAAUGUGCCUUUAAGAUGUCUUUACAAAGCAUUCCAAUUGAUUUGACAACCACUUAACGUUUAAUUACUUAUCAAAGCCACAGCUAACACUUUUUUCAUUUAACAUUGCUUUUUAUUUUGAAAUUUGUAUCAAACACAAUCUGUGACAUUUAUGUGCUUCGGUUCAAAUGUGUAGGGUAAAUACAGCAUGUGUCUUUACGUUACAGCUGCAAAAUUAACAUUUUUCAUGACAUGACAUGGUUUUUUUUUCAAAGAUAACAUGAAGAGAAGCAGAUGAUGUAAUGUUUGCUAUGAACUGUCUUUCAAGGGAUUUUUUUUAAUGAAUGAACAAUUAAAAACUCAUAACAAUAAGGUGUAAUUUGACCAGGAAAUAUUGUGACAUAAAAAUGCUGUGUUCUGAAUGUAUUGAUUAAUAAUUCAUCUGUAAUAAAAUUCCAAAUUUGAGCACUGAAACAGUUUUGUUUGAUGACCCCUUGAAGUUUAAAUAGAUGGAAAUACCAGCAUCUCAUACAGUUAAACUCCAGGCCAGGCCUUUAUUUUUUUUAGGCUCCUAAAGCAAAUAGAUUGGCAUUUGGGGAUAUUCGCUCGCUUUCUUGCACAGAAUUGAAAUGCUAUCUCACAUAAACAGUUUGGUUGCAACGAGCUAAGUUAUCUGAUUGUGCUCCAAUAGAGUGCUGUUGAUUUUUUCAAAAAAGUCUUUGCAAGAGAAAUGAACCUUCUAUAGUUUUCUGAAAAUCUUCCAAAUAAUUUGCUAGUCUGAAAGUGUUUAAGCCACACAUAUCAUUAACUAUCUUGAAAAAGGCUGUGCAUGUUUGAAUUUGUGUUGCAACAAUUACAAGGGAAAUGGUUAGUGUUCAGGUGGUACAGAUGGUAAAUAUCCAGUCAUUGUUGCUAUUAUAGUUUUAUUUUAAAGUCUUGGACUGUAAAAUAUAGAAGUGAACUAAUUUUGAAUUUUGAGGAAACAGUAACAUUGAAUAAAUGUUAAAAUGUUAAUAUAUUUUAGUUAAUUACUCAACAAAGUGAUGUUAUCUGGUAUCAGCAGCCUUUGAAAUAAAGAUUUGUUCAUUUUUAUUCAAAAUGUUAGAGCAUUUUCAACAUUUUCAUUGCAUGACAGCUCAGUUAAUGUCAAAUGAAGCAGCAUGAGCAAAGGAAAGAAAAGGGUGAGAAAAACAUAUGAUGUGAAGGGAUGAAUUAUGUGUUGUUACAAGUAAACACAGACUGUAUAUUAAUAUUCAUUUGAGUUGAACAGCUAGCAGUGUUUGGGGAGGUCUUGUUUUCCAAGGACAAAUGAUGGGCGAGUGGUAUCAGCGAGCUGACGAUGAAAUGUGGAAAUAUCAUAUCCUUAUAGUGUUUACUGUUUAACAUGUAAGUUAUCGUGUAUAUAAUUGUUUUUUAUUGCCAUUGUGCUCUUGGGUUAAAUGUAUGAAAUUAAUAAAUACAAAAGCAAUUUCAAUUAGUCUUCUUUUUGGUACACAUAGAGUUAUUUGUGAAGGUAUAUUAAUGGAUGCAACAAUUUGAAAGAUAUGAAAGCAAACAGUGAUAAAAUCAGCACAGUAUAGUGCAGUACAGAUAAUAGUAAAAAUGCAUUUGAUCAAUGUUAACUUGGUCUAUUUUACUCGAAAAAUACAUUAGAUGAAUAUGAUAUAGUUAUUGUUACACAUUGUUUUUGUGUAAUAUGAAUGUGUUUCACAAAAUCCCAUUCUAACAUUAGGCCAAUGCAAUAUGUCCAAAUUCGAAUCUGAGGGAGAGUUACUGUUUCAGCAUUGCCAAGUUUGAGUCUGAGGUAAAUCACAAUGUUUCAGCGUGAUUUUGAUCAUUAUAUGAUAACAAUCUGAUCUGGAACAAUUUGAUAACAUCCAAAUAAAAUCAUUAGUCACAAUGUUAAGACGCUAUAACAUUCAAACCGGAAUUGUGUGGAUAUGAUUUGUCCCUCUUUGUCAUUCUCCUCCUCUUGCUCUCGUUCUUCCUCUUGCUGCUUGCUGCUCUUCUUUCCAGACACGCUAGAGGUCGCCAGAGGCCUCUUUUAUGCUCUGAUAGAUUAAAGAUUAAACUGUAAUUUCAGUUAAACAAAUAAGAAGUGAGUGAAACAGCUGGUAAUUAGUGUUUGACAUUUUGAAGGAACUGUAUGAUUACAGUCAGAAUUUAGUU
This is a messenger RNA of Acanthopagrus latus (yellowfin seabream), 6001 nucleotides long. Its product is annotated as immunoglobulin A1 protease autotransporter-like. The record is from RefSeq and is a predicted model, not a curated record. Gene Ontology annotation, molecular function: actin filament binding. Bases 656 to 3574 code for a protein of 972 amino acids. The transcript is spliced from 2 exons. Gene Ontology annotation, biological process: actin filament bundle assembly. Gene Ontology annotation, cellular component: plasma membrane; actin cytoskeleton. NCBI's taxonomy places the organism in Eukaryota, Metazoa, Chordata, Actinopteri, Spariformes, Sparidae.